This is a messenger RNA of Striga asiatica, 1784 nucleotides long. The record is from the annotation of a GenBank genome assembly. NCBI's taxonomy places the organism in Eukaryota, Viridiplantae, Streptophyta, Magnoliopsida, Lamiales, Orobanchaceae.
AAAAUAAAAUAAAAAAAAUAAAAUUUAACCAGCCAAUACACACUCAUCUCAUCUCUCUUCUCACAAUUGCACACAAAAAAAUCCAAAACAGGCACUGAGGAAAUCCUAAUCAAUAAGCCUAUACUCAAGCCUAAUUAGUAAUCUCUCCAGCCUUUACUCUCAACUAUUCCCAGAAUCUCUAUCCCUCACGGCGGCGGCACUGCAAGAAGCCGGCUGGCGAAAGCUCGGCGCCGGCGGCGAAGAAGCGGGAACUGCGAGACCGGCGUGCUGCAAGUGUGAGGAAGCGGAACUCGAGCGAACCCCGAACGGUUUCGCCCCUAAAUUACUGCCCGGCCCGCGAGAUGACCACCACCGCCGUACCCGCCACCGUGCACAGUAGCACCGGCCGCCGAGGUUCAGUUAUUCCUUUCUCGCGCCUCCCUAGAUUCUCUGUACGGCCAUCGCGAGUCAAUUUUAGCUGCAGAGUGAAGUGCGCCGUCCUCCAUGAGACGAGGCGCGACAGCCGGCGAUCGGUCUCUAUAUCGCUUGUUUUUCUCCAUUUCUUCUCUCUAUCCAAAGAUGCUAGUGGCGCCAGCAUGUUGGACAAAUAUGUGAAGAAGAAGAAGCUUGAUCCUCUAGAGGCUUACAUACCAGCAGUUAUAUUGACCGAGUUGCAGAUUAAGGAAUUAGGGAAAUAUCUUGAAGUUGAUCAACCAAAAUUUGCUGACUGCCGGAGCUUUUUAAGGUCUGGUCCUGCUGCAUCUUUGCGUAUUAAUAUUCGAGCAGUAGCACAAUAUGCCUCUGAUGCUGGAAACGGAAAAUCUGCUUUUGACGAGGUUGAUCGGUGUCUAAGGGCCUUGGAAGAACUUGAUUCUCUGCUUUUGCGGGCAUCAAGAAAUGAUUCAGGGGCCACAGUUGAACCGAUGAAACUGAAAGUUGUCACCACUAUCGACUCAUUGAACAGCCUUCUCAAAACCGUUCCAGCUGAUGUGCUGGACAAGGGGAAGGCCAUGGCCGACGCGUAUUUGGCCCCUGGAGACGAGUUAGCACCUGAAAACUUUGACCCUCAGUUAAAGCAGUUGGAAUCACUACUCUAAAUAUAUAUACUUUGCAACCACAAAAUUCACAUCCGUUGAAACUUUGGUGUAUUCUUUCUUGCAUUACAUUCCAAAUUUAUUUCAUAUUCAAAAGUUGAGAAAAAACAUCACCCAGCAUCUCGUACGAUGAUGGUACCUCUCGGAAAACAUUGCAAAAUACAGAUUCAGCCAAAUCAUGCUUUGGCGCUAUAUGGGAAAAUCAAGGUUUAAAGCUCAUGAACAAACAUGUAAUUGUCACAGCAGGUGAUACACAGAAAAUGAUCUAUAAAUAUCUUCUCUGCCUGAAUACCUAAAACACCAGCAUACAAGUUUUCCUAUAUACGGAUGAGCUGCAGAAGUGAAGAGUGCCAUGCUGCUAUGGAUUACGAUUCAAACCAAGUUCAAUUUGUUGCUUUUCAACUCUGCCUUCACAUCAUGCAGCCAGCCAAAAAAGCAUACCUGAAGGAAAAGAAUGGUCAGUCUUGGGCAGUCAAGCUUCAGAAUUUCCAGCGAACUACAUACAAUUGAUGAUCAAAUGACAAAAGACCAGGUAAAUCCUAACCCGAAACCAAAAGGCAUCAUAACAACAGAAAAGGGGAUAGGCACACCUCAAGUUAAGAAAGAACAAAUUACGAGAUAAAUCCCGAUCCUUCAAGUUUGAAGACAAGGAAAGGUUUAGAGAGGCUCCAGUGAUGCGUCACUAAAAUACUUGCAUGCUUGCAAUUUCAG